This is a messenger RNA of Strongylocentrotus purpuratus (purple sea urchin), 3696 nucleotides long. Its product is annotated as deleted in malignant brain tumors 1 protein-like. The transcript is spliced from 12 exons. Gene Ontology annotation, biological process: peptidyl-lysine oxidation. Gene Ontology annotation, cellular component: membrane. The coding region runs from base 1 to 3678 and encodes 1225 amino acids. The record is from RefSeq and is a predicted model, not a curated record. Gene Ontology annotation, molecular function: protein-lysine 6-oxidase activity. Lineage: Eukaryota; Metazoa; Echinodermata; Echinoidea; Camarodonta; Strongylocentrotidae.
AUGGCUGCGUCACGAUCAGCAAGGUUUGGUCAGGGUGCUGGUGAUGUUCUUCGUGUCGAUUGCUGGGGAACAGAAGACAGCCUGGCCGACUGUCCAUACUUUGGGGUCAGCUUUCCGUGUGGACAUCACAUGGACGCAGGUGCCGUAUGUUAUUUAGGAGCCCAUCCGAACCCAUACCAAGUUCGGCUUGUCAAUGGAUCUGACAGUGCUAAAGGCAGGGUAGAGGUCUUGCGGGACGGAUCCUGGGGAACUGUUUGUGGUGUUGGCUGGGAUCUGAGAGACGCGAGGGUGGUCUGCAGGAUGCUGGGGUUUGAUGGAGCCUUGGACGCACCGGGAUCUGCUAGGUUUGGUCAGGUCCAUCCGAACCCAUUUAAAGUUCGUCUUGUCGGUGGGUCCAACGAUGCUGAAGGGAGAGUAGAACUUUUGCACGGUGGAUCCUGGGGAACUAUCUGUGAUGACAGCUGGGAUCUGAGAGACGCGAGGGUGGUUUGUAGAAUGCUGGGGUUUGGUGGAGCCUUGAACGCACCGGGAUCUGCUAGGUUUGGUCAGGGCGCUGGUCGUAUUAUUCUAGAUGUCGUCGGAUGUGACGGAACAGAAGAAAACGUAGCAGAAUGUAUUCACCGAGGGAUUGGAGUACAUUACUGUGGACAUGAUGAAGAUGCGGGCGCUAUUUGUUACAAUGGAGCCCAUCCAAAUCCUUUCGGAAUAAGGCUCGUCGAUGGAUUCAGCAAAGCUGAAGGAAGAGUGGAGGUCUUCUACGAUGGAUCCUGGGGAACUAUCUGUGAUAAUGGCUGGGAUCUGAGAGACGCGAGGGUCGUCUGCAGAAUGCUGGGGUUUGAGGGAGCCUUGGACGCACCGACAUCUGCAAGGUUUGGUCAGGGAUCUGGGGAUAUACUUCUUAAUCUUGUUGGUUGUGACGGAACGGAGGCAAAUCUUGCGGACUGUGCACAUCUUGGGUUAGGUGUCAAUUUCUGCGGACAUGAAGAGGAUGUUGGUGCCAUCUGUUACUCGGGAGCCCAUCAAAACUCUGUUGGAAUACGGCUCGUGGGUGGUUCUAACAGUUCUGAAGGCAGAGUGGAGAUCAGAUACAACGGCACCUGGGGAACAGUUUGCGACGAUGGCUGGGAUUUGCAAGAUGCAAAGGUCGUAUGCAGAAUGCUAGGAUUCGGCAACGCCUCAACUGCACCAGGUUCAUCCCAGUUUGGCGAGGGGAACGAAGACAUUUUUCUGUCUCAUGUCGGGUGCGAUGGAAUGGAAGACAACCUUGCGGACUGCGCACAUCUAGGGUUCGGAGUGCACAACUGCCAACAUAACGAAGACGCUGGGGUCACGUGUCUCAUAGGAGCCCAUCCGAAUCCAUUUCAAGUUUGUCUUGUCGGUGGGUCUAACGAUGCUGAAGGAAGAGUAGAGGUACUGAACGAUGGAUCCUGGGGAACUAUCUGUGACAACAGCUGGGAAUUGAGAGACGCGAGGGUAGUUUGCAGAAUGAUGGGGUUUAAUGGAGCCUUGGACGCACCGACAACUGCUAGUUUUGGUCAGGGCUCUGGUCGUAUUCUACUAAAUUAUGUCAGCUGUGAGGGAACUGAAGACAACCUAGCAGAAUGUGCUCAUGCAGGAAUUGGACUUAACCCAUGCAGUCAUACAAAGGAUGCAGGAGCCAUUUGCUACUCAGGAACCCAUCCGAAUCCAUUUCAAAUUCGUCUUGCCAAUGGAUCGAAUGAUACUGAAGGCAGAGUAGAGGUACUGUACGAUGGAUCCUGGGGAACUAUCUGUGAUUCAUGGUGGGAUCUGAGAGACGCGAGGGUGGUUUGUAGAAUGCUCGGGUUUGAUGGAGCCUUGGACGCACCGAGAUCUUCACGGUUUGGUCAAGGCUCUGGUCGUAUUCUACUAAAUGAUGUCAAUUGUGACGGAAAUGAAGACAACUUAGCUGACUGUGCUCAUGCAGAGAUUGACCUAAACUCAUGCAGCCAUACAAGUGACGCAGGAGCCAUUUGCUACACAGGAGCUAAUCCAACCCCAUUUGAUGUUCAUCUGAUUGGUGGAUCAAAUGAAGCUGAAGGCAGAGUAGAAGUAUUGUACGAUGGAUUAUUGGGAACUAUAUGUGAUGACAGUUGGGAUCUAAGAGACGCAAGAGUGGUUUGCAGAAUGCUGGGGUUUGAUGGAGCCUUGGAAGCACCGAGAUCUGCUAGGUUUGGUCAGGGCUCUGGUCGUAUUCUGCUAAAGGAUGUCAUUUGUGAGGGAACAGAAGACAACCUGACAGACUGCGCUCAUAGAGGAGUUGGAGAUUAUACUUCAUGCAGUCAUGCCAAGGAUGCACGCGUCAUUUGUUAUUCUGGAGCACAUCCUCAGCCAUUUCAAGUUCGUCUGAUUGGAGGGUCUAACGAUGCUGAAGGCAGAGUAGAGGUCACACACGAUGGAUCCUGGGGAACUAUCUGUCAUUUAGGCUGGGAUCUGAGAGACACGAGGGUGGUUUGUAGAAUGCUGGGGUUUGAUGGAGCCUUGGAAGCACCGAGAUCUGCUAGGUUUGGUCAGGGCUCUGGUCGUAUUCUACUAAAGAAUGUCAACUGUGAGGGAACAGAAGACAACCUGGCUGACUGCGCUCAUGGGGGAGUUGGAGAUUAUAUUUCAUGCGGUCAUGUCAGCGAUGCAGGUGUUAUUUGUUAUUCUGGAGCCCAUCCUCAGCCAUUUCAAGUUCGUCUGAUUGCUGGGUCUAACGAUGCUGAAGGCAGAGUAGAGGUCACACACGAUGGAUCCUGGGGAACUAUCUGUCAUUUAGGCUGGGAUCUGAGAGACGCGAGGGUGGUUUGUAGAAUGCUGGGGUUUGAUGGAGCCUUGGAAGCACCGAGAUCUGCUAGGUUUGGUCAGGGCUCUGGUCGUAUUCUGCUAAAGGAUGUCAACUGUGAGGGAACAGAGGGCAACCUGGCAGACUGUGCUCAUCGAGGAGUUGGAGAUUAUACUUCAUGCGGUCAUGUCAGGGAUGCAGGCAUCAUUUGUUAUUCUGGAGUAAACACAACAGAACCAUUUCAAGUUCGUCUCACCAAUGGAACCACCGAUUCAGAGGGCAGGGUGAAGGUUUUGUAUAAGGGAGGCUGGGGAACUAUUUGCGAUGAUAGCUGGGAUCUAAGAGACGCAAGAGUAGUUUGUAAAAUGCUUGGAUUUGACGGAGCUUUAGCCGCACCUGGUAGUGCUACGUUUGGUGCCGGAAGCGGUAAAAUCUUGUUUGAUGACGUUGGAUGCAAGGGCACAGAAGAAACCCUUGCUGAGUGCUACCAUCGAGGGUUUGGAGUCAACAACUGUGAACAUGAUAGUGAUGCUGGUGUCAUUUGUUUUAUAGAAGUUCAACUUGACAAUGGAGCCGAUGGAUAUGAAGGAAGAGUUGAGAUACUACACGAAGGGUCUUGGGGAACUGUUUGCGACGAUUCAUGGGACCUGAACGACGCUAAAGUUGUGUGUCGACAGUUAGGAUUUGAUGGGGCUUUAGCUGCUCUACCCCAAGCAAGAUUUGGUCAGGGUUCUGGUGAUAUCUUUCUGGAUGGUGUUCAGUGCAAUGGAACAGAAACCAACCUCAAAGACUGCAAGCAUAAGGGAAUAGGUGUUCAUAAUUGUAUACACAAAGAGGAUGCCAGUGUCAUAUGUAGACAUGGAGGUAAUACCAUGAAUCCGUCAUUAAAAAAAUAAAAAGCAAAAACAACUGGA